CCAUUUCUUCGCAGGGUUUGCGUAAUAAGUCAAACAAAGAAAUAUUUAGAAAUUCACCCUCACGUCAACACAGAGACUCACCCUGCUUUUGACUGUAAUUCUGCAGUCUUGUUUUUGUGAUGGUAUAUUUUGUGUGGUAUAUUCAUUAGUUAUACGCGUCACCGUACGGUACUUUUUUAUAUGAUUCCUACACGGAGGGCCAUGACCAAAUGUGUUGGGUGCAAAGAAUAUGAAAUUGAUCUGUUUUUACAAGUUAUUAAAUUGCAUUUUGCUUUGUUGUUUGUCUGAAGGAUUUUCGAGACGAUCGCAAAUUCGGAAUUUCAACCUGCUUAUCCAACUGAGAGUUAAGUAUCUGAAAGAAAUGGCUGUCUAUAUCACCCGAAUCCUGCAGUACUGUAUGGUUGCUGUCUCUGCUUUGGCCAUAAUCGAGAAUCUCCUCGUGAUUGCAGUCUUUGCUGGGACUAAAAAGCUCCGCAUCAAAUACUACAUCUUCGUCUUCAACCUGGUGCUGGCUGACUUGAUCUUCGCCGUCCUCACCGUAGUAAAUCCCUGGCGUCCGUCACCCAUACUCGAAGGUUUUAUCACCGGAGCUUACAUAGUCUCCAUUUUGACUAUUUUGGCUGUUGCUAUCAAUCGUUAUGUGGCCCUGUCCCUUAUGCCUUCGGCUCGCUACGAUUCACUGGUGACCGGGUGUCGUGUGGUCGGAGUUUGUAUCAUUUGUUGGUGUUUGAGUCUCGCGUAUGGUUUAGUGAUGUACAAUGCUGUCCCAGUUUGGGUUUUUGAUAAAGUGCACAUCUUUGGUGCCUCACUGGCAGGAUACAUCGUGUGGCUUAUCACCGCUCUUGUUUAUUACUUGGCUUUCCGUAAGAUCAAGCAUUACACCCCACCUCUUGCAUCCGCGGAGGGCAUCAGUGCCAACGAGGAGCGAGAUCAAACCCGAGUCCAGCAGACUCGUCGUUUAUUGGUCAUGUUUGUUCUCAUUCUUGUGACUUCAUUCGUUUCGUUGGCUCCUGCUUUCGCACUGAGGGUGAUUGCAUUCCUUAAUCCAUCCCUUUGGCAGAAUGGAAUAUUUGAAGCGUGUGUUUGGGGAAGUUACGUGCUGUACACUCUCUCUACCGUGAUCAAUCCGUUGAUAUACUGGUGGCGGUUGGAAGGUUUCAGAGAGGGGUUUUACGCAAUGUUUUGUCGAUGUGUAUGUAGAGCAGAAAGUCAAGAAAUCGAGCAUUUAGUUUCUGAUAAUGGUUUGUAAAUGAAGAAAUGUGUUAUCCCGAACGGAGAGUCACAAUUGUAGAUCUAUAAAGGCAUAUUUUAAGACAUCUUGCACUGACAACACGAACAAAUUGUUUUGCCACGAUUCUUUGUUUUCUAUCCGUAUUCCUAUUCAAUUGUUACCGUCUAAUCCGAUUCGAAAGGGUCAAAACUAAGUGUGUUUGAAUUUGUUGUGUAAAAUUAGAGUGUCAGUAAUUAAUAUCAACUGAAAACAGUCAUCAAAAAAGAUAGCUGAUACUUCCUAAUACUUGGCGUCUGGUGAUUGAAGCUAUCGUACCUGACGAAAUAUCACCUUUGCUUAAAUAUACGCUCUUCAUUAAACAAAUUCAUAAAUAUAGGCAGUAUGUCAUGCAUUUUAUUAGUUUGUUAUUGUAAUUAUUGAAUUAGUAAUCAUAUCUGUAUAUUUUUAGUCUGUUAUUGAAUUAGUAAUCAUGUCGGUAAUUUAUUAUUUUCUUAUUGUAAUUAUUGAAUUAGGAAUCAUAUUUACAUUUUAGUUUGUUAUUGUAAUAUUUGGCCCAUAAGGUCCGUAUUAGAAUAUGCGUCACCAGUCUAGCAUACAGCCAUGGCUCAAUCCCAGUUGAUGAAAAUAUAAUUCAUUGAAAAAAAGAGCUGUUCACAUUUGACUUGAAAAGAAACACAAUUACAACAAAGGUCUUGAAUUGAACCAACAAACGCCAAAGCUCUAUUUGUGUUUUGGGGUUUGGCCAGCGCGCGCUCUGGAAAUAUGCUCUAAAUAGGUUGCUUCAGUGAGGUUCUUUUGUUCACUUACUCGGGUAGGGCUUGGCUAGAUUCCAGUGUGGGGUAAAGUUGUUACAAUUGAAUACAUUUGUUCAGACCGUGUGUUUUCUAUGCUGGGAAUCAGCAGUUGUGGUACUGGUAGCAGCAGGUUGACCACAGAGUUCUUAUUGCUGAAUAAAUAAGUGUUUCUUCAGAAGUUGGAAAUCCUGUGUUUGUCCCCUUUUCUUGCGUUUUGCCGGAUUCGGAAGACAAGAGCCCAAUAAGUUCCCGCUACAAUAUCAACGUCUAGCCUCUAGAAUAUCUCGACGCAGGAGAUCAGCUGGUACGACACGCCACAAUUGACUUUCAAUAGGAAUAUUAGGUCGCUUUUCGUAUUGUAAUUAUUGAAUUAGUAAUCAUAUGUACAUUAUAAUUAUUGUAAUAAUUGGCCCAUAAGGACCGUAUUAGAAUAUGCGUCACCAGUCUAGCAUACAGCCAUGCUAAAUGCCAGUCGAAAAAAUAUAAUUUAAUGAAAAAAGAGCUGUUCACAUUUUACUUGAAAAGAAAUACAAUUAUACAACAAAGCUCUUGAUCUGAACCAACAAACGCCAAAGCUCUAUUUGCGUUUUGGGUUUGGCCAGCGCGCGCUCUGGAAAUAUGCUCUAAAUAGGUUGCUUCAGUGAGGUUCUUUUGUUCACUUACUCGGGUAGGGCUUGGCUAGAUUCCAGGGUAUGGUAAAGUUGUUACAAUUGAAUACAUUUGUUCAGACCGUGUGUUUUCUAUGCUGGGAAUCAGCAGUUGUGGUACUGGUAGCAGCAGG
Molecule: messenger RNA, 2806 nt
Organism: Patiria miniata (bat star)
Lineage: Eukaryota; Metazoa; Echinodermata; Asteroidea; Valvatida; Asterinidae
Product: melanocortin receptor 5-like
Exons: 2
Coding region: 230-1249 (339 amino acids)
Biological process (GO): G protein-coupled receptor signaling pathway
Cellular component (GO): membrane
Molecular function (GO): G protein-coupled receptor activity
Source: RefSeq, a predicted model, not a curated record